Molecule: messenger RNA, 1971 nt
Organism: Coprinopsis cinerea okayama7#130
Lineage: Eukaryota; Fungi; Basidiomycota; Agaricomycetes; Agaricales; Psathyrellaceae
Exons: 6
Coding region: 1-1971 (656 amino acids)
Source: RefSeq, a predicted model, not a curated record
AUGACACCCACUCCGCACCUUCCAGACGAGAUAUUGCUCAAGAUUCUUGUACCUGUCCUCGAGGUGCCCGACGAGUUGUUCUGUAGCACCGACCUGAUCUCCCCCUUCUCGAAAUACGAACUCUCAUCAGCCGGAAUCGCCGCUGUCUGCAAAGACUGGUAUCGCGUCGCCACUCCCCUCCUCUACCACACCGUCGUCCUUCGCUCCAAGGCUCAAGCCCACGCCCUCUACGAAACUGUCAAGAAAGACAAACACAACCGUCUUGUGCCGCUCAUCAAGAGAAUUAGGCUCGAGGAGUGGUACGGCUUGUACGCUGGGAAAGUACUGGAGAGGUGCGGAAAGUUGUUGGAAGAUUUAUGGAUUACGACUUCGCUAUGGUCCAACGAGAAUAUAGCUGGCUAUCAAAACGGAUUUGCCGCGAUUAACCCUCGGAGGGUGAUUUUGGUUCAGCAAGUGCAACGGCAGAGGCGGAAGCCAAAGAUCGAGGAGCUGGCGAGGGCGUUGAUCACAGGUUCACUGAGCGUGUGGACUAAUCUCCGUGUAUUGCAUAUGGUGAACCAAGAGCCAUGGGCUUUCAGCAUGUGGCGACUCCUCCCUGAUAUGUCCAACUCGAACGUCGAGGUGGUUCAGAUCGGAGGAAACGAGUGGUGUCGUGCGGAAAGGGAACUUCCACGGUACUAUCCCACUUUGUCGACCAUGCCUAGGUUGCGACAAAUUCGCGUCAUCACCGACUUUCCUGAUGUUCCUGGCGAUCACCCGAUUUGGGUCACAGAGGAGGGGAAACGGUUGGUGAAUGACCAGGGAUUUCGGGAGAAGCUUUUCUUUCAAGAGCCAAAACCUUGUCCCCUCGAGGAGCCACCGGUCGACCCGUUCCUGGUGAGGCUCAACCAACACUUGAAGAACCCAGUCAUCCAGAGCAUGGGUGCAGUACUGUUGCCCAUUUGUUUCCAAGAGUUGAAUUUGUCCACCCAUGAAGUCGUUUGCCAUAUCUUCAAACCAACCUACUUGGUACCACACCCAACUCUACCGGAUAAUAGCCCCAAUGUCACGACGCUCUCAUUGGACUUGCAGAGGCUCAAUGUGGAAGAUCAUAAGGCGGAGGUGUUCUGCUCUUGGCUCGGGGCCUUCUUGUCCAACUUGAAGAAGUCACCGAAACCGACCAACCUGUGGAAUAUCCGCCAAGUCGUCACUCCUCGAACUCGAAGCUACAAACGCGCCCUGACUCCUCUUACAUGUUACAUCCGCUGGCCAAGAAAGCCGUAUACCAUCCACUCACAUGCCGCUGAGGUCUGGGAGGACAGACCUCGAAUUGGCGGGUAUGCCUACAACCUCAUUAUCAGAAACGCGUGGUCUACACUUGCACACCUGCAUCUUUCGGUUUUGGCGACGAUGGAGACGUCAAAGGCGAUGUUUUCCGACUUUGUUGAGAGUCUAGGAGCGCUGGGCAAUCUGAAAAGUCUGAUAUUGGACAUGAGCCCGGUGAAGGGUGGUGGCUCUCUGCGACUGAACCGACAGAUCAGGGAUCGGGUCGCUCCGUGGCUGCCACGGCUCGAGCAACUUGCCUUUGUGGAUUGGCCCUCCCUUACCGCUGUUUCUCUUUUUCAGCUCUUCUCAAACAUGGAUCUUCCUUCUCUUAGGCGGGUUGACUUUCCUAAUCCUUCAGCUGACUUCCCUGGAGGAGUGAUGCGGGAGUUCCUCGUCUACCAUGGCCACAAGCUCACUGUGAUCCAAGUUGAGCCCUCGAUCGAGUACCUCCUGGAAUUCUGUCCGAAUGCGAGAACAUGGAUCAUCCCGCCGACCACCAACGGCACCAUCGCCUUUGAUUCAGAUUUAUGUCUGAAAUCUCUCACCACCAAUUCAUCGGAAGUACAGGAUGAAGACCGACCCGAAAUCGACCAGGACCCCAUGAUAUUUCGAUUGGAAAUGAUCCGUUUUCCGACACUGAACGUAGUGCAAGUCUCGUUGCUUUGA